GAGUUUACUUUUAUGCUAUAAAUAGUGUAAUUAUCCAGGUUGUACUCUCAUCUUUGUUGGCAUAUGUCGCUCAUUUGACGCCCAAUACUCCCCCUUAGUUCUCUCUUCCUAAAUUGAAACUCGCUUUUCAAUUCCUUAGGGAUUGAAUUCCGCAAUAAAAAGUGUCCUUAUCUCAAUUUCCACCUAUGUACGUGUUUAGUCGAAUCCAUUCAACCGUUUUUGCGUGUUAAUAAAUCCAAACAAACUUACUUUCACAUUUACUCGUAUAAUAUUACUCAGGAACGAGGCUAAAGUAUAGAAUAUUAUCAAUCUGCUUUUGUUAUGCCUCACCUUACUCGCACAUGAUACAAAACCAAGCGAACUUAAUAACUAUUACAUAUUAUUACAGAAUUUAGAGUUGAGUUAUUUUUACAAUGGGCUCUCCUCCAGAGUUAAAACACUAACACUUGUACAUGCUAAUUUUAUAGACGUAAUGCAACAUACAUAAUAACAACAAAAGUUGAGACUUUUUGCCUCAUUUGUGUGCAAAUCGUCUAUUUAUAUGGGAGCACACAGUAGAUGCGUUGCGGAAGUUCAAUUUGCUACUGGUUUUAUCGACUUGCUUACGUAAGUAGGUGAAAAUUAAAAUCGUAUUAUUUUUUUCUAACGGGUGAUAACAAAAAGUUUAGAAUUAUUUCAGAGCUGUGAAAAAAUACUCAUAUACCUAACUUUUUACGAUACUUUGUUAUUAUUAGGCAAUAUAUAUAUGAUAAUUAUUUACAAUAACAUUAAUGGAUGUUAGAAUAGGGCCCGUGGUCAGCUUUUUUUUAUAAAAAUGAAAUAAAAUCUUUAUUGCCACACAAACAAAAUUUACAAUUUCCAUGAAAAUAUGGGUAUUUCGAAGGCUAAAAAAUACAAAAUAACCUAAACUUAUCAACUUAACAUAAUAAUUAUCCCAAUCUCAGCAUGUGCAGUGCCAGAGGGUCCCGGGAGAGAUUGGGGUCGGUCACUACUAGCAUAAUGAACCUUUCUUAGGUACAGCUCUAUAUUUACAUUUUUAUGUGUAUUUGUGUGUGCCUGUACUAUAGUGUAUUAGUUUGCGUAUAUGGGUAUGUGGGGCUGGUAUGUAGAUAUGUGGUGUAGGUAAGAAUGUACUUUGUAUUGUGUGAAAAAAUGAAAAAUGAAAAAAAAUGAAAAAUAUCUUUAUUAUCUAUUUACAAACAUAUAGUAAGCAUUUGCUGGGGCCUCUCUUUAGGCUUACAAAGCCUGUGUUGAGAGUGUUGAGACGUCCCGCUCUUCCACAACCGUAAUUACUUGUAGUUGCAUUAUAUUACAAAAUUACAGUUUUUUUUUUUUUUUAGGUAUUUAUGUAUAUUUAUUACAUAUAUUUUUAAUGUUUAGGAUAGGAGUGUGUUCAUGUGUGUGUGUGUGUGUGUGUGUGUGUGUGUGUGUGUGUGUGUGUGUAAUCGUGCGUGCGCUUGGGAAUACACUCUUUACAGUUGGAGUAGUCGCUCCGUCUCAUGAUAAUUUUUUGCCUGAAGCCAUUUUGGAAUAACUGUUUUACAGUGAUGGUAAUUUUUUCCAUAUAUGUUGAGAUACCUAUUUAUUACAUUAUACAGGUGAUUUGAUAAUUUGUAAAAUUGUCUUCUUGCAAAUAUGGUUCUAGUCUUAUUAUUCACAACAACAUCUUUCCUUCUUCUAUUUUCUGUACUAGAAUCAUAUGGCAAGGAUCUAUGUACUUUUAAAACUGUGGACAUUAUAUAUAGUUGCCUAACAGUUAGGAGGUUAGAUAUGGUGUACAGUCUUUCUGUGGAGAAUCUUCGUUUUUUAAAAUACAUUACUUUAAUCAAGCCACGCUGUGAUCGUUCUACCUGAAUAUAUUUGGUUUUUGCUGCCCCUCCCCAAACCGGUAUGCAAUAUCUCAAUACUGAUUGAACCAAAGAUAUAUAAAUUUCUUUUAAAAGGUCUCUACUGGAUAUCUUUUAUUCAGAGUUCGUUCUUGGUACAACCUCUCUUAAUGUUUUGAAAAUCCAAGUCAGUUUACGUAGUCGUCCAGAAACAUGUUCGAGGUGUGGAUACCAGGAGAGGCGCUGGUCUAGAAAUAUACCUAGAUAUUUGGUGGUCGUUACCUUUUUGAUGAUAAUAGGACAGGUACAGUUUCCUAUGCUAGGGGUAUUGCAACAGCUGUGGAUUUUGAUGGUAAAGUCUUCAUUUGGCUGAGAAUCAUUGUAGAUGCCAAAACAUAUAUAAUUGGUUUUAUCAGUAUUAAGGGUAAGUAUAUUAUUGUUAAGGUAUUUUCCUAUUUGCUGUAAUAAUAAUAUAGCUGUGUGUAUUAUGUUUUGUCAGUACCUAAGCAUUUUAAGAUUAUUAUAGAUAAUGUAAUGUUUACCCUGGUAUUGGCUGUUGUAUUUAUAAAUGUUGUUAUGUAUUGUUCAUGACACUAUAUGAUGUUAUUAUAUAUAUUGCCUGGUAUUGUAGAAUUAUUGCUAGUAUAGUAUCAACCUUUUCCAGGUAUAUCAGUUUUUCUAAAAGGAAAAUAACUUAUAUCAUCCAAACUGAAUGAUUUCCCUUUGUAAUUUCGAGUCAUCUAGCGACACCGAGACAUGAUUGUCGAUGUUUACUGAUCAGUGUAUUCCGGGGCUCUUACCUUCUAGCAGCAUUCCAGAUCUAUCUUUUUUAAUGAUCGACAAAUUUACGAGACAUGACGAAGAUAAAGGAAGGCUUGGGCGAGAAGCUGGCGGUGGUCUCCAACUUGCUGGGCACCGCGAUCAUUAGCAUCUGCCAGUCCUUUCCUCUCGGUUGGGAACUUACUCUUGCGUGUCUGACAGUGCUCCCGUUUUCGUUAGCUGCGUCCAUAAUAUUAUCCGAUUAUCAAUCCACAUCUUCAGUACGUGAGAUGAUGUCGUACAGCAAAGCUGGAAAACAUGCAGAAGAAAUGUUUAAAUCCUUUAAAACAGUUGUGGCAUUUGCCGGUGAAACCAAGGAAAUCGACAGAUACAAAGCGUUGUUGGCGCCCGCGGAGCGGUACGGACGCAAGCGCGGGCUGUACACGGGACUGGGCACCGGCUUCAAUUGGGUGCUCACCUACUCGCUCAAUGCCAUCGGCCUCUCCUACGGCACUCGCCUCGUCAUUCAGAAUAUGGAUACCGAAGACUUAGACACGCAACGAUACGUCAUGGGCAAAAUAAUUUCUAUAAUGUUUGGCGUCUACAUGGCAACUCAGUCUAUAACAUUUAUAGUACCUCAUGCGGAGGCUUUUGCAGCGGCGCGCGCCGCUGCUGCCGGAGUGUUCAGUAUAUUAGACCGCAUGCCAAAGAUAGAUAGUAUGAGCCCUAAGGGACUUAAACCUGGUAAAUUUGAUGGUGCAAUAACCCUGGACAACGUAACAUUCAGUUAUCCUUCAAGGCCCGACGUUAAAGUCUUAAAAGGAUUUUCUCUUCGCGUAAACCCUGGGGAAAGCGUAGCUUUGGUGGGGUCGUCCGGUUGCGGAAAAUCUACGAUACUACAACUCUUACAGAGAUUGUAUGAUCCAGCCACUGGCGUGGUUAAAAUUGAUAACUACGAUGUGAAAUCCUUAAAUGUUGGCUACUUGAGGUCUUCUUUAGGUGUGGUUGGCCAAGAACCUGUGCUGUUUCGAGGUACAAUUCGCGACAACAUAGCUAUUAGUCAUCCAGAAGCGACUGAUAAAGAAAUUAUCAAAGUAGCAACAAUGGCAUAUGCUCAUGACUUCAUAAGUCGACUACCUAAUGGUUAUGAUACGAUGAUCGGAGAGCGCGGCGCUUCGCUGUCAGGCGGGCAGAAGCAGCGCAUCGCCAUUGCGCGCUCGCUGCUGCGUAAGCCAAGCGUGCUGCUGCUGGACGAGGCGACAUCCGCGCUGGACCCGCAGUCCGAGCGGCAGGUGCAAGCGGCUCUAGACCACGCCAGCGUUGGCAGGACCACUCUCACCGUCUCUCACAGGUUGUCAACGAUUAUCAAUGCUGAUCGUAUAAUAUGCAUGGACCAGGGUGCUAUAGUAGAGUCGGGCACACAUGAAGACCUCAUGAAAGCCAAGGGAUUUUAUUAUAAGCUAGUCUCAGCUGGUAAAGAUGUAAAAGAAGAUGUAAUAGAAUCUUUACCCAAAGAAAGAGAAAACAACUCUGAGCUACUGGAGAAUAAAGUCCGCCAUGAAAUUAAAAGGCGAUCUACCAAAAGAACAGUCAGGCAGUAUUCUAGUAGAAAAGAGCCUUGCGACUGGAUGACUCCUCGCAGCUCCAUUAGCUCAGUAGUAUCCAAUGGUUUGCAACACUUUUCGCAUAGAUACGGAGGUGAAAUAGAAGAAGCAGAGGAUGACCAAGAAGAAGUGAAACCAGUGAGUGAUUGGGAGUUGCUGAAGCUGAACGCACCCGAAUGGCCGCUCCUUACCAUCGGAGCCAUCGCCGCUACCAUCCAGGGAGCCUGCUUCCCGGCGUUUUCCGUACUUUUCGGUUUUACUUCUGCGAUUUUUGCGUCCUCUGACCCCGCUUACAUGGUCCACAUGGCGGAUUUGUACUCGGGCCUGUUCGUGGUGGUGGCGGCAGUGGCGGGCGUGACAAUGUGUCUGCAAAGCGUCACCUUCACCAACUCAGGCUUGAGGAUGACUACUAGACUACGCCAGCAGUACUUCUCCAGUUUACUCAUGCAGGAAAUAGGGUACUACGAUCGCGAAAGCAAUACGGUCGGCGCCCUUUGCGCGCGGCUGAGCGGCGACACGGCGGAGGUGCAGGGCGCCACGGGGCUGCGCAUCGGGCUCAUCCUGCAAGGCGUCAGCUCCGUCGUCAUCGGCUUCCUGGUGGCGGUCUGCUUUAACUGGAAGCUCACUUUUGUCGGUGCGGCGUUCUUGCCUAUAAUGGUGGGAAGUAUCUGGCUGGAAGGCAUCGUGGCCCAGAAGUCCGUGCAGCAGGAGCGCGACGCCAUGGAGUCCGCUACAUCUGUCGCCACCGAGGCGGUCGUCAGCAUCAGGACCGUCCAAAGCUUGGGCAUUGAGAAAAUUUUCAUCAAGAAGUUCGAGGCAGAGCUGGAGGUGUCAUGCUCCGCCAUAGCCCGGAAGAGCCGGUGGCGCGGACUGGUGCUGGGGCUGGGCGUGUACGUGCCGUUCAUGGCCUUCUGCAUCGUCGUGGUGUACGGCUGUACGCUCGUCGUGCACGAGGGCCUUCCUUACUCCAGCGUCUUCUUGGUGACAGAGGCAGUAAUGUACGGAGCGUACAUGCUGGGACAGUCGUUGGUGUACGCGCCUAGCUUCCAGGCAGCCAAAGACUGCGGAGCGCGAAUCUUGUCCGUCAUCCAACGCCAACCGCACGUCACCACGGAGCCCGGCGUCGUGGACUCCCCGCACUGGUCUGCUACCGGUAAAUUCGGUAUCAAAGAGGCAGAGUUCAGUUACCCGACGCGGCCACACAUACGUGUGCUGCGGGGGCUGGACCUGCAGGUGGAGGCGGGAAAGACGGUGGCGCUGGUGGGCGCCUCAGGCUGCGGCAAGUCCACCGUGCUGCAACUGUUGCAGCGGUUCUACGAUCCAGACUCUGGCACUAUCGAGCUGGAUGGGCAAGAUAUCCGUCGGUCGCUGACGCUUCCGCGGCUGCGGCAGCAGCUAGGCGUGGUUCAACAAGAACCCGUGCUGUUCGACCGCACACUGGCCGAGAACAUCGCCUACGGGGACAACUCACGCCAGCCCUCCAUGGACGAGAUCGUCGCCGCCGCCAAGCAAGCCAACAUACACAACUUCAUCAUCUCUUUACCACAGGGAUACGAUACGAACCUUGGGGCGAGCGGCGCGCAGCUAUCGGGCGGGCAGAAGCAGCGAGUGUGCAUCGCUCGCGCGCUCAUCCGUGCCCCGCGCCUGCUGCUACUGGAUGAAGCCACCUCCGCGCUCGACGCCAACAGCGAACGGGCUGUAACUGAAGCUUUGGAAAAGGCCGCGAAAGGACGAACUUGCAUAACCAUCGCACAUCGGCUUUCCACUAUCAAGGAUGCCGAUCUCAUCUGUGUAUUGGACAAGGGUAAAAUCAUUGAAAAAGGCACUCACACUGAACUUAUGGACAUGCAAGGCUUCUACUUCCGAAUGGAAAAAGGACAACAGCUCGCCUGAUUGCCGCAUCAUUUAAAAAUAGAUGAAUACCUAUGUACAUAAAUAAGUGAUAUAAUUAUAGAUUUUAUAUACGUACAAAAUAAUUUAUUUUAUUUUACUUUGUUUUACAUUAUAUGUUAUUAAAUUUAGAAAGUUUAAGUUGCAGUAGGAGGAGUGUUAGCAAUAGUUUUCGAAAAUUUGAAUACAAAUAUUUGUACUUACAUUUUUUUCUAAUGUUUUAAUAAAGUAAAGUUUCUUCAGUUAAAAAUCAAUUGUUAUUAUUGUAGAUUUUUAAAACAAAAUUUAUUGGGUAGGUACAUUUCAUUUUUUAAAUUAUUGGUAACAAAAAAACAAAAUUUAACUUUGUCAAUUAUUGAUACUAAAACGAAAAACUGCUUUAGUUAAGUUUUAAAAUUUAUUUAAAAAGUUUUAUUUUA
Molecule: messenger RNA, 6498 nt
Organism: Cydia pomonella (codling moth)
Lineage: Eukaryota; Metazoa; Arthropoda; Insecta; Lepidoptera; Tortricidae
Product: multidrug resistance protein homolog 49-like
Exons: 22
Coding region: 2681-6082 (1133 amino acids)
Biological process (GO): transmembrane transport
Cellular component (GO): membrane
Molecular function (GO): ATP binding; ATP hydrolysis activity; ABC-type transporter activity
Source: RefSeq, a predicted model, not a curated record